Molecule: messenger RNA, 4487 nt
Organism: Caenorhabditis auriculariae
Lineage: Eukaryota; Metazoa; Nematoda; Chromadorea; Rhabditida; Rhabditidae
Source: the annotation of a GenBank genome assembly
AUGGACCAAGAUCAAUACGUUCCAAUAACCGUGAUUGCCGGGUUUCGGAAAAUCACUCAGCUCACCAACGACUACAAUCUGAUCCUUCAAGUUCUUCGUGGUUGGUUUCCAUUCAUUUUAGCCUUUUUUCUCUCAUCUAAAUAAUAUGUGUGACGGGUUGUUAUUUCACAUUGCCGGAAAUUGACUUUUGCCUCUUUUGCCAGUAGGUUAUACUCAACAAAAAGAGAAAUGGAAAAUUGCCACGUUAUAGAAUAAAAAAUGAGCCACACGUUUAAAACUACUCAUUUUAUUGAGAUCUUGUUUUACUAAAAAAAAAAAUCGGAAUCAAAUUCCGAAAUCAUCAGAUUCAGUUUACUUGGAGUGGUCCCUGAAGGGAGUUAAGGAGAAAACAGCCUUGUUAGGGGACGAAAAGUGGUCCCUAUGGGGGUGAAAUCAAUAGGCUCCCUAUAGGAAUGAGUCGAUUUUAUUGAAAAAAGGUCAAUUUCUUAGUUUUCCGCAUCAAAAUGCUUUUUCGCAUGGAGCUCAUAAAAAUUAUCAACUACCAUGUCCCCUAUAGGGACCACUUUUGCAAGCUUUAGUCGACCCUAUAGAGGUCGGCAAAAAGGUCCAAGGACCUUGAAGGUUCACUAUAGGGACCACUCAGAAGUUCUUAACUAUGAUUAUGAAAUUACAGAGUCGAACCAAGUAGAAGUGGACGAACGAGGAGAGAAAGUUCGGCCACUCAGCAGAAGAUGUACGAUAAUUCUCCGCGAGAUCCCUGAGCAACAUAGAGAAGUGAGACUUUUUCGCAAAAUCCUUCGGCAAACGAGCUUUUGAGGAGCUGGAGAAGAUGCUCGCCGGUGGACCACCAUACUCCGAGCUGCUCUACGGACUCAACGACAGCUGGUACGUCACCUACGACACUGAAGAAGCGACGCAAAACGCCUACAUGCACCUGCAGAACCUCGACGUAACCUUCAACAAUAAACCAAUUUGCGUGAGUACUCCUUGAAGAAUUUCUAACUCGAUUGAAAAAUACUUUACAGGCUAGAAUAAAGGCUGGCGGGCCUCCGAACUCUGAAAACCAUGCAAACUUGGAAAGGAGAAGUCCUUCACAAGUAAGAUCUGCCAUAGAGAAUCCUUGAUAGAACUCAGAUAAAGCAGGCACCUUCGCCAGUGGUCGAAACGCAAAUUUUCUCGAGCAUAUUGGAUCUGGGACCAGUCCUGGCAAGCUAUGGGUAUGUGCCGCGGGCCACAUAUCGACCUGGAGAAACCAUCGUUCAUGUCGAAGAAGAAGAACGGACACCGAUGCAAGGGAGACACCCGUUCCGAACAGGAGUACAAAGAAAUGGUUAGUUCAAUCUCAGGUCUAGAGAAAAAGGAACUAUUUUUAAGCAACAAAUAUGAAAAAAAUUGGAUGAGGAUAGAAAUUUUAUAAUAUAAACGCGCAGUUGUUCUUAAAAUUGACAGCGUAGAGCGUGAAUUUUGGUCAAAAACCAACAACGCAGGCGAUUCCAGGAGGUUGGAAGGUGAAUAGAAGAUAGAACUUCUCAAGAAAGCCUUAGGAAGGUGUUCAGAAGGCAGUUGGAAAGUCUUUAGAAGGUAAAAAACUAAAAAUGACCACCAGAAGCCUCCCAGCAGACUUCUGGAAGGUAAGUAGAGGUGUUCAGAAGGUAUCUAGAAGACGUAUGACCACUUGCUUGGAAUCUUCCUAAUGCCUUUCGAGGGUAUUCCAUAGAAAAUAUUUUAUAAUUCUUUUCCAAUAUAACCCUUGAGAAAAGAAAAAACCCCAGCUAAAGUUACAUUUCUGACCUUUCUUGAAGAAAGUCGGAGACCAAUACAUUUACAGGCGCUCCAAAAUCGCAGUCGGGCCGCAGCUUGACGCAGAACGGCAGCGUUUACAACGGAGCCGGUUGCUCCUCCUAUGGAACCACGUCGGCCGCCAACACUUUCGAUAAUCGUCGGUACGGACGCGACUCGAGAGAACCGAAAGAGCAACGCAACGCGCAAUCUUCACACCGAAGGAAUGGAGGAGUGGCGUCGAGCCAAGGACAGAGCAGUGGAAUCAGCAUCACCGGCAGUAGUGGAGGUAGUUCCUCGUCUUAUGCUAACUCGGUAUCUCAGCGGGUGCCCCCGUAUCAAACCCGUACAAGCUGGUAGAACUUUUGGCAAUUUUCACCCUAGCCGAGGCACCUGUCCAGAAUGAGUCUGGUUCUCAGUAACUUGAAGCGGAUUUCGACUUGUUCUUUUAGUGCGAGAAGGCCGAAUUUUAAUUUCCUCAUGACCACUUUCUCCAAAGGAAACCCCAGAAAGCAAAAUCUUCUAUCUAUGAAGGACCUAAGAAUAAAAAAAUCCAGGAAACACUUCAGGAGGAAGGCGUAACGGUGGGAACUCUUACUACAACGACGCCCGCAGGCAGCGGACCUAUGACGGAGAAUUAGCCCAGACGAUUGGACCAAAUGGCUGGAAUAUCGCCAGAGGGACCGAAUCAUCGCGGACCAAUCGCAACCAUUCAUCCUACUCGAUCAAGUGCGUUUUUCGAAGAUUUAAAUAUAAUUGAUUAGAUGAAAACUUGACUAGGGAGCCUUUUUACCUCGCAAACCUCGCUUCUAUUUUUCUAUUUUUGACGCUUUUGAUCAAAACUUUUGUGUUUUUAGACCAAAGAUUGAAGAAUGAUUAAAAUGUUUUCGAGGUUCGAAAAAUCCGUCAAAAUAAGAUAAGAGGAAUUUCUCAUUCUCUAAACUUUCUGAAUCUCUUUACAACUAUUUUAAACGUUAAUUCCUGCUCAUAGCAAGAAUUUAAGACUAAUUUAGAAACUUUUUUUCAGAAUCAAAAUGAGAUUAUAUAUUUUCACAAUAGCUUCCCAUUAUAUAUUUUUCACAAUAACUUUCCAUUACCGUUGAAUCCCUUCAAAAACGUUAACAAAAAAAAAAUCAUAGCUUCUUUUUCGGGAAAAAUUUGGUUUAUUUUUGGAACUCGACACAAUUUUCCUAUUUUCAAAAUGAAAGAAAACAGCGAUGAGAAAAAAAACUCACAAAGUAUCAACCUGGAGUGUAGUUCUAGAGUGCGGGCAGGAGCAAACCUGAAAUUGAAAGAUUUAUAAAGUGGAAAUAAAAAAAUCAGAUCGCGGAAUAGCACAGCCGGGAGCGAAAAAGAAGAAGAAAGUGGAAAUAUAACGCCGACGCCAACUCUGAAAGAAUUCGACUCUUGUACGGAGGAAGCGACGAGCGACACCACCGACCGUAAAGUUCGUUUAGUAACAAUUUCUAUAGUCUGUGUGCCACGACUUGGAACUUCACGGAACGACAUUCCGCUGUUCCGCUGCGUGUGUUCGCGAACCUUGGUCGCGCUUUUAAUUUUUUUUUUUUAGGUACUCUGCUUACAUGUGCUCCCACAGCAAUAAUAAUCUAUUAAAAGCGUGACCUAGAUUCAAAAGACGCUUCGCGAACACACGCAGCGGAACAGUGGAACGUCGUUUCGUGAAAUUUCAAGUCGUGGCACACAGACUAUAUGAAAAGCUUGCUUUCUUUCUGAUUACAAUUCCAUCUUUACAGCGUUCAUCGCAAAGCGCGAGUUCGGUCUAUUCGUUCGAAGAACAAGCCUUUCCAAGCCUUUCAGUUCCCAAAGUGGAGCCCGAGAAACCAACCGAAAAACUUAGCUUCAGGUUAGCUUUAUUUUUGCAUUUACAGGAGCAAAAAUGGGUUUUUUUUUUGGUUUAAAUUUCAUAACUUUCUCGCAUGCUGAGCAGGUGUCUCAACGGGUGUACCCGUAUUAAACCCGUGUUUCUGAGGGUAUUUUAGUCUCAGUUGGGCUAAAACGGGGGAACGACGGGUGUAAGAAAAAUAUGUAACCCAGCUGGGCUAAAGCGGGGUCUCAGUUGGGCUAAAAAGUGCCAAAAGUUUUAUCAGCUGGGCUUAUACGGGUUUAAUACGGGGGCACCCGCGGAGACCCCGUGUUAGCACGGCUGGGUUACCCUGCUCAGCAUUCGAGUUUGUUAAAAAUUAAUGUUUUGGCCUAGAAUUUUGAAGAAGUUUGUUGUAAAAAAAAACGAUUUUUUGGACCUGAAAUUUCGGAAAAGCAAAUCGAAGAAGUUUGGAAGAAGAUCCCCCGAAGUAUUAGACUUUUUUUUUCUCAUUGAGUUGUCUUUUAUACCGGUUUACUGGUUUUUGCUGAAUUUAUAUUUAUUAUUUUUGCGAUUUUGAUGAAUAUUCUUAAGAGAAAUUUUUUGGAAUCGGUUCAAGCUUCUAAUUCAAAUCGUCAAUAACCUCAUUUUACUUGAUUUGUGGAAAUUUCAGGUCAAAAUGAUUAUUUUGACAAAGUUACGGAUGGAAAACCAAAAAAAGACUAACCCAUUUUCGCUAUUGUUAAACAAGUUUUUUUUUUCAUUUUUGCGAAAUUGAACCAUUUUCAGUUUUGUCGCGGCUGGAAGGAAGAGCUCCAAACCGGAAACGAAGAAAAGCUACGCGGAGAAGCUCAAGGAAAAAUCGCUCCGGAGCAAUCAGUCAUAG